Messenger RNA from Microtus ochrogaster (prairie vole), 2255 nucleotides. It is a transcript of the gene Nit1, whose product is annotated as nitrilase 1. The record is from RefSeq and is a predicted model, not a curated record. Gene Ontology annotation, molecular function: hydrolase activity, acting on carbon-nitrogen (but not peptide) bonds, in linear amides. NCBI's taxonomy places the organism in Eukaryota, Metazoa, Chordata, Mammalia, Rodentia, Cricetidae.
AGAUCGACCCUGCGAAUGGUUUUGGCGGUGUCUUCAUGUAGGACCUACUCCCCAACCCUGCCCGCUGCGGUGAAUUCCACCUGCGAUGCUUUAACUUGUGCAACAGAGAUUCUUGUCCCAGGGAGAGGCGGGAAGGACGCGCUAAUCACAGGGCGGGGUCUAGGGUUGGGAUCUGGUCCUGUGCCCCCUACCCACCACGAGAUGGUGGGGAUCUAGGGAGAGUGAACGUUCCUCCCGAGAUACUGGUGUAAGGGGAAAGAUAUGUGUUGAGUCUAUAAAGCUGUGCAGGUGGCACAGCCGAGAAGAGAGAAUUGGGGAAACGAGGAAGGUUCCAUGAGAUGACUUGAGCUGCGGAAACCUUUGGCAGAGGAAAAGGGCUUCAGUUUUAAAUGUGAGAUCACUGGAAGUUGAGGCUGGGCUUCAUCACCAGGCCUCCUCGCCAACUCCUGUCCCUUCUGUGUAUCGGAUACCGAUUCCCUCGAAGCUCAGUACUUUGUACUCAGCACAGGCCCAGAGCCAUGGCGGUGUCCUCAUCAACUUCCUGGGAGCUGCCCCUGGUGGCUGUGUGCCAGGUAACAUCAACCCCAAACAAGAAAGAGAACUUUAAAACAUGUGCUGAGCUGGUUCUAGAGGCGGCCAGACUGGGUGCUUGCCUGGCUUUUCUGCCUGAGGCAUUUGACUUCAUUGCACGAAAUCCUGCCGAGACAUUACAACUGUCUGAGCCACUGGAUGGGGACCUUAUGGAACGAUAUAGCCAGCUUGCCAGGGAAUGUGGAAUCUGGCUGUCCUUGGGUGGAUUCCACGAGCGUGGCCAAGACUGGGAGCAGACUCAGAAAAUCUACAAUUGUCAUGUGCUUCUGAACAACAAGGGGCUAGUAGUGGCCCAGUACAGGAAGACACAUCUGUGCGAUGUGGAGAUCCCAGGUCAGGGGCCUAUGCGGGAAAGUAACUCUACCAUGCCUGGACGCACUCUCGAGCCACCCAUCAGCACACCAGCAGGCAAGGUGGGUUUAGCAAUCUGUUAUGACAUGCGGUUCCCUGAACUUUCUCUGAAAUUGGCUCAAGCUGGGGCAGAAAUACUUACUUAUCCUUCAGCCUUUGGAUCGGUUACUGGACCUGCCCACUGGGAGGUGUUGCUGCGGGCCCGAGCCAUUGAAUCUCAGUGCUAUGUAAUAGCAGCAGCACAGUGUGGACGCCACCAUGAGACAAGAGCAAGUUAUGGCCACAGCAUGGUGGUGGACCCCUGGGGUACGGUGGUGGCCCGCUGCUCCGAGGGACCAGGCCUCUGCCUUGCCCGAAUUGAUCUCAACUUUCUGCGACAGAUGCGCCAACACCUGCCUGUGUUCCAGCAUCGCAGACCGGACCUGUAUGGCAGUCUGGGUCAACCGCUGUCUUAAGCCUUGUGACUUCUGCUGGGGUUGAGACACACAGAGACACACUCAGCUGUGAAGUGAGGCCAUUGUGACUUGCAGGCAGGACCCAAGCACAGUUCUCUCACUUGCAGAACCUUAAACUCUUAAUGGAACACAGGUUCAGGUUCAUGGGAAAGAAAAAACUUUGACCUGAUCUCAGAUUUCAGUUUCAGAAAAGUAAAAUUUUAUAUAGUCAGUGUUUAUUUCAUGAAAACUGAAGUUACGCUGAAGGCUGAGCAGCACUGGCAUUGAAAAAAAUAUAAUAAUCAUAAUGUCUGUCUGGGCUUCUCCUUUGGGGGCUGGAAGGGGAGGUGGUGUGGUACCUGCUCGAAUACGCUCCACUUGUAGGCCUCCUGGCUCAAACAUGCCUCCCUACCUAAGAAAGUGCAACAAGGCUCAGUGCAUGUCCUAGCCCCAUUCUCCAGGAGGAAAGGUAGAGGGCAGGAGCAGAAGUUGAUACUGAAUACUCACUUUCUCUCAAGCCAGAAGGAAGCAAGGGCAAAGGGGCUCAGGAUGAGGGAAGAGUUCAUUUGUUAUUUUCACUAGAAAUGGAAGGGACAUGCCACACACCCCUUCCUUUUCAGAGAAACUUUAACCAGCACCCUGUCCUCCGUCCAUCCUGUGUAUUGGUGUCACACAUACAUCACAGCUGGGAGGGGUUAUGAGGCUGCCCCAGUCAUCUAACUGUUGGAGAGGGUCUGACAAAGGGGAAAGGGAGGGAGCCACACGAGGCAGCAGUUUCAAGCCAUGGGAUGAAGGAAAGGCAGAGAGGAGCAGCACCAGAGGCCAGGAGAGAGCGGAAAGGGCCACAGCUUCUUUGUUUUUAAAAAAUUCUAUAAUUUG